Anopheles darlingi is the source of this 5797-nucleotide messenger RNA. RefSeq names its product breast cancer type 2 susceptibility protein homolog. The transcript is spliced from 4 exons. Gene Ontology annotation, cellular component: nucleus. Lineage: Eukaryota; Metazoa; Arthropoda; Insecta; Diptera; Culicidae. Gene Ontology annotation, biological process: double-strand break repair via homologous recombination; regulation of DNA-templated transcription. Bases 51 to 5258 code for a protein of 1735 amino acids. The record is from RefSeq and is a predicted model, not a curated record.
UUUCCGUCGCGCGCGUUUUAACCCGGAAAAUCGGAAUUUUCCAUGUGAAAAUGAUAGAAGAAGUGCCGCCCACCCCGGAAGCGGAAACAAUAAAUCCGAGGUACCGCUCAAGUCAUGUUCCCUCCAUGCGAUUAACGCUCGUUCAGCCAUCCACGAGUAAAACCGGUGAAGAUCGUCGAGAAAAACAAGCUGUUCAGAGACCCGUUGAGCAGAAGAGGAAAUCACUGUCCACUUUCUACUUCGAGGAAAAUGACGAAGGGAUCAGUAAAAUCACGGCAGAUCCCUUUGCCAGCGCUGUUUCGCUCGAAAAAGCCAAUUGUGUGCCCGUUUCUGGUUCUGCGAGCCAACGCGAUUUCCGUGGUUUCUGUAAAACUCAAAAUGGGUUUCGGUCAGUCUGUGAACUGGCCCGCCAUCCGGACCCCGAUCAACCGGUGGUGGCAACGAAGCCAAAUUACAGCUUCACCCAGAUGGAGAUCGAUACAGAGCUGAUGUGGUUGUUCGAAGAAGUCGACGAUAAGGCGAAAGAUCGUGUUGAGGAAUCCGGCGAACCGGAAAACCCGAAACCACCAUGUGAACCACUCUCUGAACAAACGUCUGCCGUUGAAGAUGUAUCAUCCGUCCAUGAAAAUGAUACCAGCUACUCAAACGACACGUUGAGUUGCAUAUUAAGCGAUUUCUGUUCGGGAACAUGUGAACCACAGAUCGAUUUCUCGCUGAUAAGCACGGAAGGUCUUCGUCGUAGAUUGCUGCAGUUGCAGGAUCACAUCAACAGUCCACCGAAAGCGGUCAGGAAAGAAACCGGCGUUUGUCGUGAUUAUGGUAGACUAAAGGCUAAGCCCGCGAUAGCUCGUCGUCUGAGUUAUGAAACGGAUGAGUCUUCCUGUUCGGUACAGCAGUCGCUCCGUGAUGACGAAUCAUCGGAACCAUCCAGCCCACCGCAGUUUAUCUCCGAGGAUGAAGCGGAGAUUUCACUGGACGCCGACACUCUGAACCAUUCCAGCGUCCACAUUCAAGCUAAUCUGACGCAGCUUUCAACUUUCUUUUCAAAAGCCAUCCCAAGUCAGAGUUCUGGCGCGGAAGCGACGCCUCAACCAAUCAAGCCGAAAUGUGAAUCAUUCGACCGUGAGUCACCAUUUUACGGGUUUACACCGGAUCCUCUGUCGUCAAUCUCGUUAGCGCCAGAUGCAGUCUGCUCACCUCAAACGAUCCAAAUGCAAUUCGGAACAUUCGACAGUUCGAGUGAAGAGGAAAUCGAAUCCGAAGAUCUGUUGGCCAGCGGCGAUGCAAUUCCUGGAAAUGCAGCGAAGGAUUCGAUUACGAUGGAACAGCUGCUGGAGCAUGAUGAUGAACUGUUCAUGCUAGCUCAUCCUGUCGAUCAGAAAUCUACCCCCAAUAAGAAUCUCGUUGAACGAAAUAACAUUAAGGAGAUUAGAGCAUCAGAGAUGUAUCACGAUCGGCAAGAGACACCGUGUAUGAACGUUUGCUUCAAUACGGCACGAGGCAGUUCCAUAUCCGUAUCGAACGCGGCGAUGCUUAAAGCAAAAGCCUUAUUUGUAGAUGAGGAAACGGAACAGCGAUCAGAAACUGAUCAGAGAGUGGUUUCGAGUGAAGGCCACAAGACGGCAAACAAACUGGUAUUAAAUCAACAAGCAGUCAACCAAACUGAUCCUCCUGGAGCUCUUACCGGUGUAACUGGCAUAGCUGGCUUCAGUACGGCUAGUGGAAGUUCUAUAAGCAUAUCGAAGCAGGCUUUAGAGAGAGCAAAAGCUUUAUUCGCCGAGGAAGAAAAGAAAGACCAAAAUGCCAUGGAAACCCAUUCUUCCGAUUCACGGCGAGCAGAGAGCAGAGAAAAUGCUGCACCAUCUGGCCAAGGAUUUAGUACUGCUGGUGGCAACAUGAUAUCCGUAUCGAAAGAAGCUCUUCAGAGGGUGCAGUUAAUGGUCAACGAAGAGAACCCUACCAACAAUAACAUCGAUGUGCCUUUCAAAGCUGGUUUUGCCACCGCAAGAGGAGGUGCGAUUGCUGUGUCAAAGCAGGCCCUGGAUAAAGCUCGAGUACUUUUUGCAGGCGAGGAAUGUGAGUCAACAGUCGAUACUGGUACAAGCAUGGCAAAUGCUGCCAUGCUUUGUGGUGCUGGCUUUAGUACCGCUAAAGGGGAUAAGAUUUCCGUUUCAUCGGAAGCACUUGCCAGGGCAAAACUGUUAUUUACAGAAGAGAAUGAUGGAAUUGAUAAAGAUAAUGCUUCCAGUACCAAUGCCCCACACCACACGAUCCUGGCCGAACACGCCGUACCCGCCUUACCCAGCUUCAAUCGUGCCAACGGUACAUCCAUUACCAUUUCCAGCAAUGCAAUAGAGAAAGCAAAACAGUUGUGGAGUAAAUUCGAGCGAGAAAAUGAGCCACCGUCAGUGGUCGCGUUAUCGAACGCUACCGGGAAGCAAAUCUCUCAUUCCGAUAUUCCGCAGCCGCGUGUAAGAGUUCUAGGAGAACGUAAAAUGCAAGCAACCUCCCCUGGGCCUGGUAUUCGUAAACGAAAGGUUUCAUUCGACCAAGAAACCGAUCCACGGACACCGUCGAAGAAAUCAAGAAUCAGCAAUCCGAUGGUGCAAAUGCAAACAAGCACUCCCGCAGCUACCGCGAUUUCUAGUAGUAAAUUAGAUCCCGUGGUCGCUGUUGCUGGGCAUGAUGUGGAUGCAUUUUUCGCCGCGCUGGACGAUAGCGAAUUCCACGAGUUGUUCAACAAUCCAGAAAUGGUUACAAAACCAAGUGCAAUUGAACCGCGUGAGCUGCCCGGGAUCAAGCAGCAGAAUACGUCGACAUCUCAUUGGGACGAUAGUUUUCCCGAAUUGCUACCGAAGCUAGCUACGAUAGAAGAGUUACCGGAGCCGGUACGUGUUGAAAAUCCACCCGAGCCGAUUCGCCAGGGGCGCCUAGCGGAACUUCAGAAACAGCAAGAGUUUGUCAGGAACAAACCGGAAAACUUGUGCCAUCCGAGGGUACCUUCUAUCGUUACCCGAAAGCAGCAAAAGAACCGUGUUUCUUUGGAACAUGCGGUCGGCUAUAAGCGUCCAACGGUGCCUUCUUCCUCGAUGGUGGAACCUUCCAAGAGCGUUACGAUGGAGAAUGUUAUGGACUUCCGGUUCAACAUGAUCGAGUUCUAUGGUGACACCGUUUGCAACAGCAAUGUAACGGGAGUACCCGUUGGUGGCGAGAGCGAAGGAGGAUGCCUUAUCCUGGAUGAACAUUCUACGGUUGGCUUGGAGCAACUGAAAGCAGCCUUUCUAGCUGCUCCCGGUAUCGAUCCACGACUGAUACCGCCAGGAUGGGUGGAAAAUGCCUGGCGAUGGAUCGUCACCAAGCUGAGUGCCAUGGAGCGUUGCUUCGGAGACCAAUUCACCGGAGUUCUCUCACCAGAAAAUGUCUUCCAACAGCUUCAGUAUCGGUAUCAUCGUGAGAUCGAUCUCUCACAGCGGCCUCCGCUGAGGAAAAUGCUCGAAAAAGAUGAUGUUGCCAGUCGACGGAUGGUGCUGUUCGUUUCGAACAUUCAUUCCGUCGAUGGACCAAUCGAAUGGGAACUGGAGUUGAGUGAUGGGUGGUACGCGGUACGUACCACCAUUGAUGCGGCACUGGAGAGUGCGGUAAGCCGUGGAAAGAUCGCAAUUGGCACGAAGCUGAUGGUCCAGGGAGCGGAACUCCUAAACCAUAAGGAUGGUUGUGCGGCGCUGGACGUUCCGAACGAUGUACGGUUGAAAAUUCAUGCCAACUCUACUCGACGCGUUCGGUGGAUGGUACGAUUGGGUUACUAUCACUGUCCCGAGCCAUUCUUGAUUCCGUGCAAUAGUAUUCUCGAUCGGGGAGGGCUUAUCCGCCGUUUCCGGUGUACCAUAGUGCGCGUUUAUCCGUUAAUGUUUGUCGAGAAAUCGGACACAAAGUCGAUGUUACGCUCGGAAAGAAUGCAACAACGCCACAACAAGCGCAACGAUGCCGGUAAACUGGACCGGCUUCACAAGCUGUACAAUCAAAUACAGAAUGAGAUUGAAACGGAACGAGCGGCACGAUCGCUGAAUCGGAACAUUCGUAUUACGGAAGCAACCUCGUGCGAGGAGCUCCAGGAAAUGCUCGAGAAUGGGCUCGAUCUUUCGUGUCUAGAGAUCGAUCUCAGCCAUUCCCAAAAGGCCAUCAUCGAGAGGUUCCACCAGGAACAACAGGAAGCGCUGCAGAAUGAGAUCAAUCGGCGCGUAAAGGCACAGCUCGACAAACACCCAACGGAUCGUGGUUCCAUCGUGGAAUUACUAAAGGUACGCCUUAUGGACCGAACCACACCGACGAAGGUAUUCCUUCUAUCGAUUUGGAGACCAUCGGAAGAGGUUCGUCGUUUGCUCGAGGAGAACUGCUUGUUCGAGCUUCAAAACGUGUCGGCCAAGGGUACGAAGAGCAAUGAGAUACAGCUGACGGCUCAUAAGAGUACCACGUAUGCGAAAGUAGGCCGCGAGGAUGAUAACACUCCAGCAUCACUGCAACCGUUUCUCCGUUCUGUCAUGCCGAUCGGCGACAUCGAUGGAUCCACGUUUCGUCCCGCUUUCAGCGAGUUCGAUACGGUCGGUGUGGUGGUGUACGUCGGGACGGCAGAAAAGAAAAAGUUUCAAUCGAUCUACCUUGCCGACACGGCCAUGGAUCUGCUGUGCGUAAACUUCUGGUACGGUUUGGCCGAGUACGCGUACGACGAUCUAAUCACCGAACGCAAGGUGCUCUGUGUGGCCAAUCUGCAGUGGCGCACCAUUAGCCGCCAGAGCACGGUACCACACUCGUUCGCUACCGAGUACACGACAUUCACAGAGAACCCUCGGCAGCCGCAUCUCCGGGUCGCAUGGGAUCGUUUUCAGGUACAACUCAAUGCCAUCGAUCAGGAACAGUUCUUCCGGCGUUGCUAUGAAAGGGUUCGUGAGCUUAACGAUAACAGUUUCCUCAGCGGCAGCGGCACUGUGACACCGAACUCUUCGGUUGGUCGCUCUGUAUCGACGCCGCUGCUUCAGCGCUCCGCAGCAUCUCGGAUGCAGCAACACUCGACACCGCUUGGAGCGAGCUCGAGUUUAACGAAACGCAAGUUGGAGACCCUUUCCACCUUUUACGCCAGUCCGCCCAAGAUGUCACCCAUUGUGAUUCGCACCAAUCCGAUCCUGCGAAAGGGCUUCAGAACACCGGCCCGACUGGAAGAUCGCCUUGAACAACGGUCCAAAAAUGAGGAGGAUGGUCGUUAGUGUUUGCCAUGUACUACGGUUUGUCUCACCAGCAAUUUGAUCUGUUGUUUGUUAUAACCAACCGGUGGCCAUUUUUGCGGUGCCGAGGGCACUUGUUAAAUUGUUAGCGCAUGAAAUGUGUGUAAAGUGUUUGAAAUAUAUUGUGGCCCUGUCAUGCUCGUUUGAUCGCAUUAGGACCGGAAGGUAUCAGAGGUUCACCGCAACGACUGUAACAGAGAAAGAAAAAAAUCAUACCAAGCAGCUUUGCCUUUGGUCAUUCAAGGUUUGUGCGGUUGCCAUAAAGUUGCUCCCAAUGUUGACCAUCUUCAAUCGUUCCCACCAGACACACCACUACCGGGCGAACUGCUCAAUAUCUGCGUCCAGGAAACCAUCCUGUUGGUAGAGACAGCAACAAUCAAUCAACGCUAGCUAUCAUCGUUGGACACAUUCCCAUUCGUCUCCAUGUGGGGGCCAAACUUUCAUAACUCUGCUCUGCUCAACGGCCACACACACACACUCGACCGCAAAAGUAUUGGCGACAUAUUGGCAGCGGGUUUCGA